AACCAUUGAAGAUUGAAAAUGAGGUCGAUUCUAAUAUGAAGAGUACUAUAAGAUAUACAUUUGUCGCACCUGGUGAUAUUGGAAAGGGACGACGACGAGGGCUUAAAUCUUUUGGUGAGAAAGGUAAUUUACCAUCUAAGAGUAUAUUGCCUCAAUCAAGUGAUUUAGUUAAGAAGUACAUCAAAGAAAUUGAAACAAAUUAUAUAGGGAAGGGACGAGGACAAGGACUUAAAAACUCUACCAUGUCUACUAGUCAAGGAAUACGAAUAAUGCAUAAGAACUCCAUGGCUUUUGAGAAAGAGAACAUGCAAAUUAAUACUUCUUCUCCUACAUCUACUAAUCAAGUUAAGAAAUACACCCAAGAAAUUGAAACAAUGGGUCCAGGUGCUAUAAAAAAGGGACUAGAGAAAAGAACUGGAUCUUUGAGCUCCACUUUAGGAAUUUCUAAAUAUGAGGUGGGAUCUUUCAACAAGAGUGUUGUUUUUGCUAAUGUUACUCCUACUAAAUGCACCAAAUCGAGUUCUACCAUGCCUUCUAGUCACGAAAUGUAAAAAAUGAAAAAAAUAGUUCUUGAGAAAGAGGAUAUACAAACCAAUGUUUCAUUGCCUCCAUCUGUUGAUCAAGUUAUGAAACACUCUAAACAACAGAAAAAGGUUCAUCUAAUCCUACAAAGGUAAAAGAGUUUGAGGAAGCAACAAGUGCAAAGAAGUUGCUUCACUUGAAAUUGGACAGAAGCUGAAAGUAACACUUUACAAUAAUCGAACGGUUGGAACAAAUAGCAAUCUUUUUUCAAGGCAUUUGGGAAAAAUUGUUCGUGAUCGUAACAUUUGGCCCUUGGGGUAUCAUCGUGGCAUGAUAUUAAGCAAGAAAAGUUGAAUCAUAUGUGGGCAGCCUUUGAGGUAACAAAUAUACACCUGAUUCAAAUUCUUUGGCGUUACCUCAUACAUCACAUCUUCUUGUCCACAUAGCAGUUGUUGUAAAGCUUUUGAAUCCAUUCUACACC
Solanum stenotomum is the source of this 1003-nucleotide messenger RNA. RefSeq lists its product as uncharacterized. The record is from RefSeq and is a predicted model, not a curated record. Bases 36 to 551 code for a protein of 171 amino acids. NCBI's taxonomy places the organism in Eukaryota, Viridiplantae, Streptophyta, Magnoliopsida, Solanales, Solanaceae. The transcript has 4 exons.